This is a messenger RNA of Chironomus riparius, 393 nucleotides long. Lineage: Eukaryota; Metazoa; Arthropoda; Insecta; Diptera; Chironomidae. The record is from the annotation of a GenBank genome assembly.
CAAAAAUAUAAAACGCUAGCUCUAUAAAUUAUUAUUGUUAGAUUUAAAGAAAUAAAUAAAAUUUAAGAAUAAAAGAAACAGAACUGAAAUUUUAAACUAUGACAUUAAAGCAUUAUAGCGCUUUAAGUAAUAAUAAUAGCAACAACCAAAUGGAUACACUAGAAGAUAAAGAGGAAAAAUAUAGGAUUUUAGUGAUGGCAUUAGAAAAGAGAUGUGCUGAAAUUAAAAGAUCUAAUGAAGCAUUAGCAGCAAGAUCUAUAACAAUUAGAAAAUUAAUCAAAAAGAGGUCUAGAGACGUAGAAAUUCUAAAAGCACGACUCGAUAAAUUCGGCGAUUCAUGGAGAUUUGUGUAGGAAACUCAACUUUAUUUAUUUUUAUAUACAACAUUUUAAU